CACUGUAGUAAAAAGUUAGCAUCAUAGGGGCACCCGCCUCGAUAAAGAUGAACUCUAGGCACGGGUUGGUCACUUAUAAAUGUGAAUGAAUUCACACGUAAAUCCGAGACAGAAACAACAAACUAAAUUUACCGUCUGUCAUUUCCAGUUGAUCAAUCAAAUCCAAUGGAGCUCAAGCCAGGCCUAUCAGCUUUGGUCACUGGUGGUGCCUCCGGAAUUGGUAAGGCACUUAGCUUGGCUCUUGCCCAGAAGGGAGUUUUUGUUACAAUUGUUGAUUUCUCAGAAGAGAAAGGCAAAGAAGUUGCAGCCCUUGCUGAGAAAGAGUGCUCCAAAUUCCAUUCUGGACUGGAAUUUCCAGUUGUUAUGUUCAUCAGAUGUGAUGUCACUAAUGCAGGAGAACUAAAAGCUGCUUUUGAGAAGCAUUUUGUAACAUAUGGAGGACUAGAUAUCUGUAUUAACAGUGCAGGCAUUGGCGAUAUUAUUCCAUUCCGCGACGAUCGAACUGAUGGGUCUAAAAGCUGGAGACACACAGUUAAUGUGAACCUCGUUGCAGUUAUAGAUAGCACUCGUCUUGCGAUUCAAACCAUGCAAACUGUCCAGAAGCCAGGUGUAAUAAUAAAUUUGGGCUCUGCUUCAGGACUGUAUCCAAUGUAUGUAGGUCCUAUCUAUUCUGCUUCCAAAGGGGGUGUUGUCAUGUUUACGAGAUCACUUGCACCUUUUAAGCGCCAAGGAAUCCGCAUCAAUGUGCUCUGCCCUGAGUUCGUCCAAACUGACUUGGCAGAAAAGUUCAAUUCUUCAACUAUUAGUCAACUUGGAGGGUAUCUUCCUAUGGAACUUAUCGUGGAAGGUGCUUUUGAACUAAUCAGAGAUGAGAGUAAAGCAGGGUCAUGUCUUUGGAUUACUAACAGAAGGGGCAUGGAGUAUUGGCCAACUCCUGCCGAAGAAGCAAAAUACCUCCUCCCGAAAGCACGCAAAAAAUCUGUGGUCACAGUUCCAAUGGAUCUUCAGAUUCCUCACAGCUUUGAAAAAGUAGUCGUUCACACAUUGAGUCACAAUUUUCGAAGUGCUACCAGAAUUGUGCGCACUGAAUUGAGGUUGCCACUCAAGUCAGAUCACGUUCUAUUAAAAGUCAUCUAUGCUGGUGUGAAUGCUAGUGAUGUCAACUUCAGCUCAGGGCGAUAUUUCAGUGGAAAUGGCAAAGACAUUGCCUCCCUCCUUCCACUGGAUUCUGGCUUCGAGGCUGUGGGAAUAAUUGCUGCAAUUGGUGAUGCUGUUAGAAAUUUAAAGAUUGGUAUGCCUGCUGCCAUCAUGACUUUUGGCGGUUAUGCUGAAUUCGUCAUGAUCCCUGCCAAACACAUCCUUCCUGUAGCAAAGCCAGAUCCAGAAGUACUUGCAAUGCUUACGUCUGGACUCACUGCAUCAAUUGCUUUGGAAAAGGCUGCUCAAAUGGAAUCAGGAAAAGUCGUUCUUGUGACUGCUGCUGCAGGAGCGACAGGGCAGUUUGCAGUGCAGCUUGCAAAAUUAGCUGGAAACACAGUAGUUGCAACUUGUGGAGGUAAUGAAAAGGCCAAGCUGCUUAAGGAUUUGGGAGUUGAUCGAGUCAUUGACUACAAAGCGGAAGAUAUAAAAACUGUUUUAAAGAAGGAGUUCCCUAAAGGUACUGAUAUUGUCUAUGAGUCCGUUGGUGGUGAGAUGUUUGACAUCUGCUUGAAUGCAUUAGCUGUCUAUGGACGACUUGUUGUCAUUGGAAUGAUUUCUCAGUAUCAAGGAGAACAUGGAUGGAAACCUCGGAAUUACUCUGGAAUAUGUGAAAAGCUUCUAGCGAAAAGUCAAACGGUGGCUGGAUUUUUCCUGAUACAAUAUGCUCACCUAUGGCAAGUGCAUUUGGAUAGACUGGUUAAUCUUUUCUCUUCUGGAAAGCUUAAGAUUGCCAUAGAUCCCAAACAAUUUGUUGGCCUACAUUCAGUUGCCGAUGCUGUUGAGUACCUUCAUUCUGGUAAAAGUGCUGGAAAGGUUGUUGUUUGCAUUGACCCAAAAUACGCUCAACAACUUGCAAAACUAUAGGUGCAAAAGGAGACCAACUAUAUCAGAGUCCAAAGAGAAUUAAAGAUGCCGUAAUAACACUUGUGAGAGUAUAGCCCUGUUGUUGUGUUAGGUGCUCUGUGUAAAAUGACAAAACUGAGGAACUGUGAUAAUCAUUCGGUACAGCAUUACUCUACUUGUUCCCCUGUUAUAAGUUGUUUCAACCUGUUUAUGUCGAAAAUACAUGAAAUUAAGAGAAGACUUUCCAGCUCGCA
Molecule: messenger RNA, 2297 nt
Organism: Lycium barbarum (goji berry)
Lineage: Eukaryota; Viridiplantae; Streptophyta; Magnoliopsida; Solanales; Solanaceae
Exons: 18
Coding region: 166-2064 (632 amino acids)
Cellular component (GO): mitochondrion
Molecular function (GO): oxidoreductase activity
Source: RefSeq, a predicted model, not a curated record